Messenger RNA from Maylandia zebra (zebra mbuna), 1294 nucleotides. RefSeq names its product CD209 antigen-like protein A. NCBI's taxonomy places the organism in Eukaryota, Metazoa, Chordata, Actinopteri, Cichliformes, Cichlidae. The record is from RefSeq and is a predicted model, not a curated record.
AGUUGCCCAUAGAGAGCAACUAGAGAUUACUAUGGAUUAUGCAAAUCUGCCUGAUGUGUCAGACAGAAGUCGCUCUAAUAAACACAGCCAAGGGGCUGCUGCUGCUGCACCAGGGAGAAAACUAGCCAGACUGGUUGCUGUUAGCUUUGGACUCCUGUGUAUCCUCCAAGCUGCCAUCAACAUCUCCCUACGUUUUGCUUUCUACAGUAAAACAUCAUGUAUUAAGACAGUGGAGACCGAAGAGCUGAAAAACCUCACUGAUCAAUAUUUUCAACAAGGAUGGGUCUAUUUCCGCCCAAGUUUCUAUUAUAUUUCCUCUAUUGCGAAAUCCUGGAAAGACAGUAGAGACGACUGUUUACAGAGAGGUGCAGACCUGGCAAUUAUCAACACCAAAGAAGAGCAGGACUUUACAAGAAACUUUAAAAAAGUCAUGUGGAUUGGAUUAAUUGAGACAGCCAUGAAAGGGACAUGGAAAUGGGUGGAUGGGACUCCACUGAGCAAAAGUUACUGGGGACCUGAUGAACCCAAUGGUUUUGAAGGAAAAAAUGAAGACUGUGUCGAAAUAAAUUUUUUUGAUUUCGAAAACAGCUGGAAUGACAUACCAUGUGAAAAUCAAAACUUCUGGAUCUGUGAAAAGAAACUGGUUUCUUAAGUAAGCCAGUAACAUCGUGCAAAUACACUUCCUCAUCUGAAGGCUUAAAAUCACAUUUCAUGUGCAAAUGCCUAAAAGCUGUCUCACAAUCCUUUGACUGCAUACUGCAUAUGUGAGCAGUGAUAUUGCAUAUGUGCAUAUGAACAUGUGAUAUUGAUGAGAUAGUUUUGCUGUUUUUCAAACUCACACACACAAUUUGUGAAGUGCAGUAAGUUUGAUCACACAGUUCAACAUCUUAAAUGACUAAAAUAACUAACUACAAAGUCUGGUUGGUAUGUUUAAUUGUCUGCAAUUUCUCUUUUUACAUGUUGAAUUUUCUUUGCUGCAUAACAAGGACGACUUUAACAGCACUCUUACAAAUACUCAGAACAAGAACUCACCGAAGAUCUAAGAGUUGUAGAUUGAAGUGGAAGAUAGAAGUUGAGAAAGUCUCUCGGAUCCAUUUAUAAAACAACUGCAGAUUUCAAGAUAAUUGGUUCAAACAAAUGUGUAAAAGUACAAGUUAUUCCAAAGAGUAACCACUUUGCCAAGGUCUCAAAAUAGACCUACACGCUCACAUUUAAAUGUGACAAAAAUGCAAGGAACUAAGAAAUCAGGAAGGGCACAAAUUGUUUUUUCAAAGCACUGUAUGUAACGGUCAAU